Molecule: messenger RNA, 3696 nt
Organism: Globicephala melas (long-finned pilot whale)
Lineage: Eukaryota; Metazoa; Chordata; Mammalia; Artiodactyla; Delphinidae
Gene: DGKK
Product: diacylglycerol kinase kappa
Biological process (GO): diacylglycerol metabolic process; intracellular signal transduction; lipid phosphorylation
Molecular function (GO): ATP-dependent diacylglycerol kinase activity
Source: RefSeq, a predicted model, not a curated record
AUGGACCGCGGAGCUGCCGCGGCCCAGGGCACUGCCCCGCCUCAGGUUGGCGAGCAGCCCGCGGAGUCUCCAGAGCCGCCGCCGCCGUGGCCACCGCCGAAGCCGCCGCCGUCACCGCCGGCGCGAGCUCCUCAGCUGCUCCACGCGCCUUCGCCGGCACCGGCACCGCAGUUCUGUCCAGAGCCUGCUCCAGAACCCGGUCCGGAGGCGAUCCCAGAACCAGCCCCAGAACUAGACACACAAGCGAUCUCAGAACCAGCCACGGAACCAGCCCCCGAGCCGGCCCCAGAACCAGCCACAGAUCCGGCCCCUGAGCCGAUCCCAGUACCAGCCGUAGAACCGGCCCCCGAGCCGGCCCCAGAACCAGCCACAGAACCAGCCACAGAGUCCUGCCCUGAGCCGGCUCAAGUGUCCUGUCCGGAGCCGAGCCCAGCACCACAUCUAUUGCAGUGUCCGGUGGUAGCUCCAGAGAAAGGUCUAAGGACCUCGCCAUCGCCACGAACGCUAGUGCCAGUGCCGUUGUCCAAUAUAAAGAAAAUACUGAAGGAAGGACCUCUGCUGAAGAACUGUAACUCCUUCAAGAGGUGGAAACUCAGAUAUUUUCUGGUUCGAGGACAAAGGCUCUGCUUUGCACACCAUCCUGCGUUUGCACGCUUUGAAACAAUUGAUCUGUCUCAAGUUGCCUUGGCAGAAAGCAGCUGUAGAAACCUUUGCCACAGUUUUUGCGUGAUCACACCACAACGAAAAGUUACACUGGCUGCACCCAACCGGAAAGAUAUGGAAGAAUGGAUUAACGUCAUAAAAACCGUGCAACAGGGAGAAAUUCGUAAGAUACCUGCAGCAGAAAACAACCCUUUUCUUGUUGGAAUGCACUAUUGGUACUCAAGCCACAGUCCCCGGACCCAGCACUGCAAUGUUUGUCGGGGGACCAUUCCUGCCUUAUCUCGAAAUGUUAUCAUCUGUGAAGUGUGCAAAGUAAAGUCUCACAGAUUAUGUGCUUUAAGAGCAAGCAAAGAUUGCAAAUGGAAUACAUUAUCCAUUACUGAUGACCUCCUCAUGCCUGCAGAUGAAAAAACUAUGCCCCAUCAGUGGGUAGAAGGAAACAUAUCUGUCAGUUCUCAGUGCGCAGUAUGUCACGAGAACUGUGGCAGUUAUCAGAGACUUCAAGAUUUCCAGUGUCUCUGGUGUAAUUCUACGGUGCAUGAUGACUGCAGGAGACGGUUUUCCAAGGAAUGCUGGUUUGGAAGUCAUCGAUCAUCAGUCAUUCCUCCCACUGCCCUCAGCGACCCCAAGGGUGAUGGCCAAUUAGUAGUAUCUCCAGAUUUCUGGAAUCUUGAUUGGUCUUCAGCCUGUUCAUGCCCCCUUCUCAUCUUCAUCAACUCCAAAAGUGGCGAUCACCAAGGGAUCGUCUUCCUCCGGAAAUUCAAGCAAUACCUUAACCCGUCUCAAGUGUUUGACCUUUCGAAGGGUGGACCUGAAGCCGGGCUCUGCAUGUUCAAGAACUUUGUUCGCUUUCGCAUUGUGGUUUGUGGUGGAGACGGCAGCGUGAGCUGGGUCUUAUCUCUGAUUGAUGCCUUUGGAUUACAGGAACGGUGUCAGCUGGCAGUCAUCCCUCUUGGAACCGGUAAUGAUCUGGCCCGUGUCCUCGGCUGGGGUGCAUUCUGGAACAAAAACAAAUCACCUCUGAACAUCCUCAACAGAGUGGAGCAAGCUAGUGUGAGGAUUCUAGACAGAUGGAGUGUGAUGAUCCGUGAGACUCCCAGACAAACCCCAUUGCUAAGAGGACAAGUUGAAAUGGAUGUACCUCGAUUUGAGGCUGCUGCCAUCCAACACUUAGAAUCUGCAACCACUGAGUUGAACAAAAUCCUGAAGGCCAAGUACCCGACAGAGAUGAUCAUUGCAACCAGAUUCCUGUGCUCAGCAGUGGAAGAUUUUGUAGUUGAUAUUGUAAAGGCCUGGAGCCGGAUAAAACAGAACAAUACAGCAAUAGAGUCUGUGAUUUUGAAAAGCGACUUAAUGUACGACAAGCUCAGUGUCCUGAUUGAUAUCCUUGCUGAGGAUGCAGCAGUUGAGAAGAGUACGACAGCACAUGCAGACAGUGCCAAGGCAGAUGGAAAGCCCUUCAUCCCUCAAAUAGACCACAUAGCCAAGUGCAAGUUGGAGCUGGCCACAAAGGCCCAGAAUCUCCAAAAGUCCUUGAAACUCAUCAUAUUCCAAGUUGAACAAGUUCUUGAUGAGCAAAGCCGACAGACAAUAUCAGUCAAGAACUUUAGUUCAACUUUCUUCCUGGAAGAUGACUCAGAAGAUAUUAACCAGAUGAGCCCAAGACACCGUUCUCGUCUUGGUACUCUGUCUUCUAUAUCUUCUCUCAAAAGUGAAGACCUGGAUAACCUCAAUUUGGAGCACUUAUAUUUUACACCUGAAACUAUACGCUUCAAAGAAAGGUGUGUCAUGAACAACUAUUUUGGAAUUGGACUAGAUGCUAAAAUUUCUCUGGAAUUCAACACCAGAAGAGAUGAACACCCAGGACAAUACAAUAGCCGCCUUAAGAACAAGAUGUGGUAUGGCCUUCUGGGAAGCAAGGAACUUUUUCAGCGCUCUUACAGGAAACUGGAAGAACGAGUGCACCUGGAGUGUGAUGGAGAAGCCAUCUCCUUGCCAAACCUGCAAGGCAUUGUAGUGCUCAACAUUACCAGCUAUGCUGGAGGUGUCAACUUUUGGGGAAGCAGCACAGCUACCACAGAAUAUGAGGCUCCUGCGAUAGAUGAUGGGAAGCUAGAGGUAGUGGCAAUCUUUGGUUCUGUACAGAUGGCAAUGUCCCGUAUCAUCAACCUGCAUCAUCAUCGCAUCGCCCAGUGCCGUGAGGUGAUGAUAACCAUCGAUGGUGAAGAAGGUAUCCCAGUGCAGGUGGAUGGGGAGGCCUGGGUUCAGAGGCCAGGCCUUAUCAAGAUUAGAUACAAGAACACUGCCCAGAUGCUGACAAGAGAUCGGGACUUUGAGAACUCAAUGAAAAUGUGGAAGUGCAAGCAUUCUGAAAUCCAGGCUGCCUCUCAACCCCAGCUGGACUCCCAGGAAUCUCAAGAUAGCCUCUCUGAUGAGGAGUAUGCCCAGAUGCAGCACUUAGCUCAGCUUGCAGAAAACCUCAUCAGCAGACUUACUGACCUGAGUAAGGUCCACCAGCAUGUGUCUGUCCUCAUGGAUUCUGUGAAUGCCAGUGCUAACAUCCUGAAUGAUAUAUUUUACAACCAAGACAGUAGCAAUGAGGCAGGUGCAGCUUCCUGCACUCCCAUUGAGACUCUAACCAGAAAUGAUGCAGUAGAUGUUACAUUUAGUCUUAAAGGGCUCUACGAUGACACCAAAGCUUUCCUGGAUGAAAACUUGCUGAGAAAUGCUGAGUAUGAGGCCACACUGCAAACUUCCCUGGAUGCCAUGAAUAAGGAGUUUGAAAAGCUAUCUGAGAUUGACUGGAUGAAUUCAAUCCUUUCUCCAGAGGAAAAGUCUUCAGAUACUGACAGUAGAAGCCUCGGAUUGAAAGUUAAGUUCCCCAAAUUGGGAAAGAAGAAGCCAGAAAAGGAAGACAAACCUAAAUCAGGCCAAGGCAUCCAGGGCUUUAUUGGAAAUUUGUGGCACCGCAGACAUCAUGAAGAUGAAGCAAAAGAUGAUGAUCCUCCAACACCAUCAGGAUCUCAACUAUAA